This is a messenger RNA of Chelmon rostratus (copperband butterflyfish), 1164 nucleotides long. RefSeq names its product Tp53rk binding protein (gene tprkb). Gene Ontology annotation, biological process: telomere maintenance via recombination; tRNA threonylcarbamoyladenosine modification. Gene Ontology annotation, cellular component: cytosol; EKC/KEOPS complex; nucleus. Bases 74 to 601 code for a protein of 175 amino acids. The record is from RefSeq and is a predicted model, not a curated record. NCBI's taxonomy places the organism in Eukaryota, Metazoa, Chordata, Actinopteri, Chaetodontiformes, Chaetodontidae. The transcript is spliced from 4 exons.
CCCCGUGUGCAGGCGUUCACGUGAAGCGCUGUUAAUCGUGAUUUCUGAAUAGUUCUUCAAACAGUUGUUUAGCAUGCAUUUAACUCACAAUCUAGAGCUUUUUCCCGACCAAAGAGUGACUCAAAUGCUUUUCAAGGACGUUAAAAAUGCCGCAGAGUUGAGACAGAGUGCCAUGGCGGGUAAAAUAAAUGGUGCCUUGAUCAACCCAACGAUGUUGGUGAACUCUUUCCAAGUGCUGGUAGCUGCCAACAAGGCUGUAAACUUACAGAAAAUUGGAAAAAUGAAGACAAGAAGUUUAUACUCAGAAAUAAUCUUCAACCUGUCACCUACUAAUAAUAUCUCAGAGGCGUUUAAAAGGUUUGGGAUCUCUGAUGGCAGUGACUCUGUCCUGGUGGUCCUGGUUCACAGGGAAGAUGAGUCCCAGCUUCUGUCGGACAUCGCAGCCAGGGUGAACGGACAGCAGGUUCCAGUGGACGAUGUCUCCUCGCUGUCAGACCAGGCACAAAUCAGAAAGCUGUAUAAAGUCACUCCCCAGGAGGAGAAGUGUGGGACUCUGCUGGACGCAGUUGUAUGCAGGAUGGCCACCAAGGAUGUCAUGUAGCUGCAACCGGAAAAUGGACCAGAACAGGACUUUUUAAGAAAUUACUGCUUUUUUCAUAUGAGAUGUUUGUUUCUGUCGUUGAUGUUAUUCCACCACAUUGUGACGUCCCACAACUGCAAACAUUGUCUUUGUGCACUCCACGCAAACUGAAACCGUUAAAGUCACAUUUUAUGAACCUCAAGCUUGUUUUUCAAGAAUCAUUUCAUGGACUUUCCUUUCCUCUUUCCAUUUCUUUUUGACUAUAAGACUCUGACAGAUGUGGAGAAGUUUGAGAGGUGGUUGAGGAAUCGUGUCAUUUUUUUAUUUAACAUCAUCUCGAGUUCCUGCAGCAACUUUUCAUGCUUCUCAGUCUUUCCUUUGAACCUUUUUCGGUGGCAGUAAUUUUUCUCUCUGAAAGUUGAAGGUGGGCUCUGAGGUUUCUGACAGCAGGGGACAGUGAUGUAAAGCUGGUCUCAUGCCAGAAAUCUGUGAAUAAUGAAUCCAAACUGCUCUGGGCCAAAAAAAAAACAAAAAAAAAACAGUCAGAUCUCAAGAUGAUUAAAAGAAUACAUCCACACCCACAA